AAAGAGAGGAGGAGCCGAAGCUGUUGGGUCGCUUUUUAGAUCAGUGUUGCGUCGCUUUACUAAAUUCCACCUCCGACACCAACCAAACCCCACAUUUUGUUUUUUGAAUUUUGUUUUUCAGGCCCUCUAUGAUCGAUCCCUGUCUGGCUUUCCAUUAAGAUAAUCACAAGAUUAUUCGCCCAUUCCUCUGAGCUCGAACGAUCCAAUCUCGUCUCAGAUUUGCUUUGGUUUCUCUAGGCGCUUUCACAUUGCUGCGAAAUAUGAAUGCCGAUAGGCAAGUUUAGUGAUGGGUAUCAUUGCAAUUUGCGAGAUAGUGAGUGGGUAUGUGCUUUUUCUGGCAAAAGACUAGAGAACAGAAUGUUUUCUGAGAAACUGACUGGAGAAGAAUCUCUUGGUCAAGAUUUUGAGGCUUUGAGUGUGUCGAAACGUCUCUUCAGAAGUGUAAGCCAGAAGUGGAAGAAGAAGUCCAAAGGUGGAGGAGAAGAAGAGGAUGAUGUGCGGGGGGUUUCUUUGAGAUGUCUUACUUUAUAUGGUAGAGGUGGGGGCUGCAAAGUGGGGGCUGACACUAGUGGUGAAUUUCGGGAUCCAAGUAGCAGAAGAAGGUCAAGUUCCAGUGAAGAAGGAAAGGGAUACAAAAUGAUAUGUGGCACUGAGGAAACUGGGGUGGAUUGCUUCUCAUAUGGGGUGAAGGAGAAGUUUUGGAAGAAAACUAGUAAAAAAGAUUUUGAACUUGAAGAAUCCGUAAGAAACAGUAGAAUGCACAUAUUUCUUCCAGAUGAUAUUCUGGAAAUGUGCUUGGUGAGGCUUCCACUGACAAGUCUUAUGACUGCCCGCCUUGUCUGCAAGAAAUGGCGAUACCUAACUACCACUCCUAGGUUCCUGCAUAUGAGACGGGAAGGUUCACAUCAGAAUCCAUGGUUGUUUCUUUUUGGUGCUGUUAAAGAUGGCUAUUGCUCUGGCGAGAUACAUGCAUUAGAUGUUUCUCUAGACCAAUGGCGUAGGAUAGAUGCUGAUAUUCUAAAGGGAAGGUUCAUGUUCUCUGUUUCCAGCAUUCAGGAUGAUAUAUAUAUCGUUGGAGGUUGUUCCAGCUUGACCAACUUUGGGAUGUUGGACAGGAGCUCAUUCAAGACACAUAAAGGGGUGCUAGUGUUUAGUCCCUUGACUAAAUCAUGGCGUAAAGCUGCAUCUAUGAAGUAUGGGAGGUCAACGCCUAUUUUAGGGGUUUCCAAGGUCAGUUCAGAUUUUUCAAUCUAUCAAAGUCAUCAAAAUCGGCAUGAUAGACGCUUUUCCAGAUCACGGGUUGGUGGGGUUUCAGAUGUUUAUGAGGAUCCUCACAGGCUUUCACUAAGAAGACAAUGCAGAAAUGCUUUGGAAGAAAACGAGGCUUCAUUGUUGCCCAAUAAAAAGUCAUACAAAUUUACUAGGCAAAAAAGUGAUCAGUUGGGCACAAAGGGCUGUCGAAGGUUUGUGCUGAUUGCUGUUGGAGGUCUUGGAUCUUGGGAUGAGCCUUUGGAUUCUGGAGAAAUCUAUGACUCUGCAUCAAAUAAAUGGGCAGAAAUCCAGAGGAUGCCUGUAGAUUUGGGAAUUGUUUGUUCUGGUGUUUUUUGUAAAGGUGUCUUUUAUGUAUAUUCUGAGACUGAUAAACUUGCAGGAUAUGACAUAGAAAGGGGUUACUGGAUUCGGGUCCAAAUGACUCCUUUCCCAUCCUAUGUUCACGAGUACCAUCCAAAACUUGUAUCUUGUAAUGGGCGGCUGUUCAUGCUUUCUGUCUCCUGGUGUGAAGGAGACGGUCAAAUAGGCCGAAGAAACAAGGCUGUUAGGAAACUAUGGGAACUGGAUCUCAUGUAUCUUACAUGGACUGAGGCCUCGGUACAUCCUGAUGCUCCAAUGGACUGGAAUGCUGCAUUUGUCGGGGACAGAAACCUGAUAUUUGGGGUUGAAAUGUUCAAAAUAUUUGGUCAGGUCUUGGAUUUCUUGACUGUAUGUGACGUGUCUGAUCAUGGGGCUAAAUGGAGCCAUAUUACAAGGAAUCAUGUAACUCAUGAAUUUGAUGCUUCUUCAUGCACAACAAAAUCACUGGCAGUGCUACAUCUGUGAAGCCUAUUGUAAACAGCAACUCGUGCAGAAAAUUAAAGACGUCCUAACCCCUAAUGGUCAUUCUGAGAGGACAUAACAACUGGGGGAAAAUUCUGUUUGGAAUUCUUUGGACAUAAUCCUGGACACUACACAUCUGGUCUCAGUUUCUGAUUCUGGCAGCGACUAGAGGUAUGGCUUGCUCGUGUAACAUUUGAUGUAAUUUAUUCCACCACCAUUCAUACAAUUGAUUCUGUACUUUUGCUUUUGCAUAUAUUGCACCAGUAUAUUUCUUUCCUGUUAAACGUCCAAUUUGUGGAUUUUGUUUCAGCUCAAUUUAUAGCCCUUCAGAACCU
This is a messenger RNA of Juglans regia (Persian walnut), 2429 nucleotides long. Its product is annotated as F-box/kelch-repeat protein At5g42350-like. The record is from RefSeq and is a predicted model, not a curated record. Gene Ontology annotation, cellular component: SCF ubiquitin ligase complex. The transcript is spliced from 2 exons. The coding region runs from base 265 to 2097 and encodes 610 amino acids. Gene Ontology annotation, molecular function: protein binding. NCBI's taxonomy places the organism in Eukaryota, Viridiplantae, Streptophyta, Magnoliopsida, Fagales, Juglandaceae.